AUGAAGCCUCAAUAUUUUUUACUUCUAAGCAGUCCUGGAGCCGAAAAGGUCCAGUUCGCGCAUCAACUAUGUUCUAAAGAACAGUAUGAAUAUAUUUCUGUUGUAAAUUUGAUGCUAGUUGCUUCAGCCAAAGCUAUGAUUCCAAAUUCUCAAAUGGACGAGGAAACUAGAACAAUAUACUUAGAUCUCUUCCAAAUGGUUCAGCACCGACAGGAAAUUCCUGGAAAUAUGAUGGCCUGGUUAAUCAACCAAAAAAUCUCGGAAGAUCCAUCGAAAACAUAUAUAAUUGACGGUUUUCCACAUACUUCUGAUGAAUUAGAUGAUCUUUUUGCAAUUGAUGCUCAUUGCAAAGGAGCAAUUUAUUUACAGCUUCGAGAUUCAGAGAUAAAAGAGAAACUAUUGCAGGAAAAAGUAUUGAACAAUAAUCAAAAGAUAAAUGAUGCAUAUAUAUCGAAAUAUAUCACUAAUUUUCAUGCAUCAUUUGAUCCAAUCCUUUCACAAUUCCGUGUGACAGGAAAACUGAUAACGUUAGAUCCGAGGAAAUCUAUUGAUGAAUUGGUUUCACUUGCCGAUGAGGAAAUUACACGAAUAAAUGAAGAAGCAGAUUCAGAAUAUGAAGAAGAUGUAGAAUAG
Molecule: messenger RNA, 633 nt
Organism: Trichomonas vaginalis G3
Lineage: Eukaryota; Parabasalia; Trichomonadida; Trichomonadidae
Product: cytidylate kinase protein
Exons: 1
Coding region: 1-633 (210 amino acids)
Biological process (GO): nucleobase-containing compound metabolic process
Cellular component (GO): cytoplasm
Molecular function (GO): ATP binding; AMP kinase activity
Source: RefSeq, a predicted model, not a curated record